Molecule: messenger RNA, 364 nt
Organism: Caenorhabditis sp. 36 PRJEB53466
Lineage: Eukaryota; Metazoa; Nematoda; Chromadorea; Rhabditida; Rhabditidae
Source: the annotation of a GenBank genome assembly
AUGCGUCUCGCCGUUGGACUCUCUCUUCUCUUCCUCCUCGUCGCCGUCAACGCAUUCAGCGCUGAUUCCGAAAUGAACGGUUACCGAGAAAAACGUCGACAAAACCAACAAAAAAGUGUUCAUUUUAGUGCCGCGAGAUGAGGCGAUCAAGUCGGUGAUCCAAGGAAUGCGCAAGGUUCAAAUGGACAUCAAGAUCCGCCGUCUCCAACUUCAGGAUUUGUCCGAGCAACUCAAGAAGGAUCCCAACUACAAGCCGGAUCCGGAAUCGCUCGAGCACACCGGCAUUAUUGGCGUCAUCGUUCAGAGCAUCAGUGUGGGAGGAAGAGUGAUCGAGGCUGUCGGAGUAAUUGGGAAUAAGUUGUAG